This is a messenger RNA of Oncorhynchus mykiss (rainbow trout), 2385 nucleotides long. Its product is annotated as protein-lysine 6-oxidase. Gene Ontology annotation, biological process: collagen fibril organization; peptidyl-lysine oxidation. Gene Ontology annotation, molecular function: copper ion binding; protein-lysine 6-oxidase activity. The record is from RefSeq and is a predicted model, not a curated record. NCBI's taxonomy places the organism in Eukaryota, Metazoa, Chordata, Actinopteri, Salmoniformes, Salmonidae.
UUUCACUAUGGAGAUGUGGUGCGCAACUCCCUGACAGAAUCAAGUGUGUACAAAACAUCACCCGUACCCCAGCAUCACUUAGAUUACAUUUUUACUGAAGUGACAAAUUUACGAAGUGUUUUGUGUAGUUGCGAUACUUUUUGCCAUGGAGAGGUUUUAUUUUCUACUUUUUUGCCUGCUUUAUGUUCUGGUUAGUUUAAGCACUGGACAGCACCAUUUACGUGCGCGAAUGGGGCCAUGGAGACACAGAAUCCAAUGGGAGAACAACGGUCGGAUGUAUAGUUUACUCAGCACGGGGUCUGAAUAUCUCGCACCGGCACAGGCGAGGAAACUACCUGCUCAGCUCUAUCUGACCACCAAUAAUGAUUUCUAUAUACGUCACCCACCUACCCCGAGGGACACGGUGCCGGUGGCGGGAUACCCAGGAGCGCGUCCCCCUCCCCAAGGAGGCACCGGUUCCACUUCCAACGGUACUGAUUCCGGGGCUCUCCAGGAGUUCUCAGGCAGUGGGAUACCGAGGGGAGGACGAAACACUACUCGGGUUGAUGUCAGCCUGCCGGUUCGGCGACAGGUCUCUGUGUCACCGGUCAGAAGCGCAGAGAAGGCGCAUGAUCAGGGCACGAGCCAAGCGCGAAAUGAGACCCCAGAAGCAUCAGCCCACCCACCCACAUCUGGCUACGUGAAUAAUUCCGAGGAUGCAGACAACAGACAACGCGCCCAGCGCAUUGCCCAAGCAGCGGAUUCUAUUCCCUCAUCCAGACGCAUUCCAGCUCCAGAAUCAAAUACAUCUCCAACUGCGCUGAGUGCGCUUUCUAACAAUGGCGUGGAGGCGCACAUCACUCGCUCGCUGCCCCAGCAACCGAGGAGGGUUGAAAGUAAUAAUAUGAUAGGUGAUUAUGAUGAUCCCACGGACCCAAAUAAAAACCACCAAAAUUCUGUUUUUUAUAACGGAAGAACCAGAGAACCUGUGCGUCUUCCACCGGGAACAGGCUAUGGCACCAGAUUAUUUCAGAACGGUCUCCCAGACCUUGUCCCUGACCCCUACUAUAUCCAAGCUGCUUCCUAUAUUCAACGGGUACAGAUGUAUGCCCUGAGAUGUGCAGGGGAGGAAAACUGUCUGUCACGGUCAGCGUAUCGACCAGGUGUCAGAGACAUCGACUACAGGACUCUACUGAGGUUUCCUCAGAGGGUGAAGAACCAGGGGACUGCCGACUUCCUCCCAGUCAAACCCAGACACCAAUGGGAAUGGCACAGCUGCCACCAGCACUACCACAGCAUGGAGGCCUUCAGUAACUAUGACCUGCUGGAUGUCAUCACAGGCAGGAAGGUGGCAGAGGGACACAAGGCCAGCUUCUGUCUGGAGGACACGAGCUGUGACCCGGGAGUCCGCCGACGCUUCGCCUGCACAGCACACACACAGGGAUUGGGUCCUGGUUGCUAUGACACCUACAAUGCCAACAUUGAUUGUCAGUGGAUUGACAUCACAGACGUGCCACCAGGAAACUAUAUUCUCAAGGUGACGGUAAACCCAGCUAUGCAAGUGCAGGAGUCAGAUUUCUCAAACAACAUAGUGAAGUGUGACAUCAGGUACACAGGAAGCUAUGUCCAUGCCAGGAACUGUAGGAUCACUGGGAGUUAACCCUAAAUUGCUCUGAUGGAGGGGACCAUUUUCUGCUACCAUAUGCCUGCCAAUGAUAACCAAGCCAGACGAGUAACAUGUAUGGAUUUGUAUCAAUAUUUUUUGUUGAAGUCAGUAUUGACACCUGUCUUUCCUUAAGCACUUUCUGGCUUUUUAAAAUCAUCCAAUGCAUAUGUUCUUAGGUGUGAGCUGUGAUGUACUUAGCUACAGUAAGUAUUAAACAAGUUAUCCUCUUUGUAAUAAAGACAUGCACGUUCUGCAUGAAAGCAGCGGAGGUUGUAUACAGUAUGUCAAAGUUACAGUAGUAUAAUGCUAAGCUAAAGUGUAUACUAUGGUGCUGUGCAAACAUAGACAGAAGUCUUCGAAAGGCCAUUUCAAAUCAAACAAAUGUGUUUGUUUUGUGUCCCAAGUUGACGGUUAUUCCAAGAAAGUCAAUGGUGCUCUUGUCUCCUUUAGGCCAUUUCUAUUUUGAUGGAGAAUAAAUGCAGUAAACCAGGCACUGACCCUAAAGUUUAUGCUUAUUGAAAUGAGCCACACGUAUGUACUUUAUUUUUGUGAUUAUAUGUACAAUAUAUUCCUAUGGAUGGAUAAUAAAAUGCAUGGAUUUCUUUGCAUUCCUUUAUAGAUUCAAACUACUAAAACAGGCAUAAGAACACUAACUGCUACUGUCAAACAGUGUAUAUACUGGGUUUAAAAAUAUAUACAGUAUAUUUGGUUAUUUUGUAAUGAAAAUUGAUACUGUAUGU